Messenger RNA from Priapulus caudatus, 2643 nucleotides. Its product is annotated as MAGUK p55 subfamily member 5-like. The record is from RefSeq and is a predicted model, not a curated record. Lineage: Eukaryota; Metazoa; Priapulida; Priapulimorpha; Priapulimorphida; Priapulidae. The transcript has 6 exons. The coding region runs from base 21 to 809 and encodes 262 amino acids. Gene Ontology annotation, biological process: morphogenesis of an epithelial sheet; establishment or maintenance of polarity of embryonic epithelium; protein localization to plasma membrane. Gene Ontology annotation, cellular component: adherens junction; plasma membrane.
AUGUUUUUAGAAGAAAAGCGAUGAAGCCGUCAACACUGGAGGAGGCAGAAAGUGCGCUAGACAGGAAGAAGCACACAAUGUUAUGUGCAAAAAGAGGCUCAAAGAAGAAGAAAAAAGUGCUGUAUAAUGCACAUUAUAGUGAAGACUUUGAUGCAGAAGAGAUGGUCAACUAUGAGAGGGUGGCACUGUUCUUCCCCAAGCCGAGUCACCGGCGCCCUCUUGUGAUGGUAGGCCCUCACAGCAUCGGAAGGCACGAGCUACGUCGAAGGCUCUUGGAAAGCAAUAAGGAGAGGUUUGCAGCUGCCGUUCCUCACACGAGUCGGUCACGGCGCGACGACGAGACGGACGGCGUGCACUACCACUUUGUAGCGCGGCACGCCUUCGAGGCAGACAUAGUGCUGCACCGGUUCGUGGAGCACGGCGAGUAUGAGAAACAGUAUUACGGCACCAGUCUAUCGUCCAUCCGACAGCUGGUCAGGGAGGUGAAGACGUGCGUGUUAAACCUCAUGCCUCAGGCACUGAAGCUUCUGAAAGCAUCAGACCUGAAGCCCUAUGUCAUAUUCAUAGCGCCACCUUGUAUCGAAAAGCUCAAGAUUCUUCGUCAGAAAAUGGGGAUGUGCACAAAGGAUGAUGACCUGCGGUUCACCAUCGAGGAAGGGCGCCAGAUUGAGGAAAACUUUGGUCACUACUUUGACAAGGUGAUCGUCAACUCGGACAUCAACCGUGCCUACGCGGAGACGCUGAGAGAGAUGGAGCGCAUAGAGCUGGAGCCGCAGUGGGUUCCCUAUGUCUGGAUGCAUCGCAGCUAGCAGUUACCCUGUGCCCAAGUGAAACAACUGCUAUGACGACGACGAUGACAAUGGCGAUGACAAUGACGAUGACGAUGACGACACCACCACCAACAACAUCUACUACUACUACGACUACUACUACUACUACUACUACUACUACUAUUACUUCUGCAAUGAAAACCACAUCAGGAACAACAACAGCACCCGCAACAACGACAAUAACAUUAACUAUAAUUAUAGAAACAACAAUGGCAACAACACAAACUUCAAUGGCAACAACAACGUGCUGGGCACAUAUGCACACAAAGCAAUAUAAUUGGCUGCCUUUGGUUGAUAAGCAAUACAAACGAUGUUUGCUUGUCCUGUAGUGACCUUAGAAGACGGUCCCUGGUGGCCAGAAAUGCGUGGGAUUUUCUAGAGGUUAAUGAGCAAGCAACAUUCUCUAGCAUAACUGUGAUAACAAUACAGCUAGUUAGUUGAGAGAGUAUGAUCAAGAGCAGACAAAAACAUCCAAAUCUAGAUCCAGGUAACCCUCAAACGGCUUUAACCGGCCGAAUGAUGUACUAGGUUGCAUUCUUCACGGGAUUAUAAUUUAUACUAAACAGCACAGUGGCUACGUACAUAUCGUUACUGAAUACCUGUUUCGUCUCUAGGAUCUAUCUAUCUGAUGCUAUUGGAUGUUAGGUAGAGGACUAGGCCUACCAUAUGUUCCUGCAUCAUGUACGUUCCAACACUCAUAGAUUUGUUCAUUUCUGUCACAAGUCCGACGCUGUGACACUUAAUUGGCACUAAGAUAAUUCAAUGAUGCACCCGUUUCUGUGUAAAUUUUUAUACUAAUGAGGAAUACGAUUGCUUUCUACGUGAUAGACUUGUAAAUAACCCCGUACUUCUAAUAAUAACAGGUCUUGUAAACAUUAUUCAUUUCCUACAUAUAUGUCUGUUAAAUUAUGAUGGCAAGCAAGCAAAAUGACUUUCUAAUGAUUGUUAGGUAGAUGUUUGUUACGUCUUACUUUUUACCUAGCUGGUGUAGGAUGUUUUUUAAAGCACACUUUUCCCAAUAUAACGAAUAAUAAUUUAAUAUCCAAUUACAUUUUUCUCUCAAUUGCACAUUUAGUGGAAUGAAAUGAUAAAGUGAUGCUCAACGUUGUUCUUGGGCCCAAUUGUAAUAGUAGAUUUUCUUAUAACAAGAUUACUGGAUUAGUGGUUACUGGUAUUGCACACCACUUGGUUUAUAUAUAGUCAUGCAUUGACACAGGCAAUAUCGUCAAGUGUGGGGUUGUCAGACCUAGCUAUGAGGGUGUACAUAUCAUAUUGUAGUUCAAAAUUUCAGUUUCUUUGCUUGACAAAUUUGGUUGGGGUCUAUUAUAUGUGUGUAAUAGCAAUUGCUUGCCUUGGUGCAAAAGAAUUUCGUACUCUUACUAAAACAAUAAUAUCUAUUUCUGUCGUCACCACAUGCACCCACCAAAUUUUCUUGAAUUUCACGUGCUUUCAUAGCAGUUUUUCAGCUGUUAUCUAUUUGAUUUGACCAUAUAACGCUACAAAACUAAUACUAUGCUGUAACAUGUACAACAUAACUAUAGUUAUUGUUAUGUAAUCUAUCUUUAAUUGUUCUCAUCAUUUGCACUUUAAAAGAUCGUGAUCAAUGGUUAAACGAUUUUUACUUAAUUACGAUAGAUGUUUCACGUCACAGUUCUUCAUUAAAUGUUCUCUUAUUUCAGUUCCUUUCCUGUGUUAACCCUUUUAUUAGACAAACAGAAAUUUGUUAAUGUAUAGUUAUUGUUAAACGCUGUUGGAUGUAUAUAUUUACGUGGUGUUCAAUUUACCAGUGUAAUAAAAUAAAAAGCCAUGCAAA